Molecule: messenger RNA, 1492 nt
Organism: Porites evermanni
Lineage: Eukaryota; Metazoa; Cnidaria; Anthozoa; Scleractinia; Poritidae
Source: the annotation of a GenBank genome assembly
AUGGAUUUUCACAGUGCAACAGAUCGGAAUGCGCAGACACUCUUCCUCACAGAGAUGCUUCGAGGUAUUUUGUUAUCAUCCAGUACCAUCUCAGGUGUUACAUAAGCUUAGUAAUCAUCUGUAAUAUUUAUCCAGACGACAACUAUAAAAGAAAAUCUAUCAUUGAUUUUAAUCAAUAUCAUCAAUAAAAAUCAAUAAAAAUCUAUUGAUUAAUUUUGAUUGGCUUAGCCAAUCAAUAAAAAUCAUUUAUCACUCACCAAUGCGUCUAAACGUUAUUGAUUUUCUUUGAUUGCUAGUGAUAAUCAAUAGCUGAUAGUGCAACAGUAAAAACCCAGGUAGGCAUUUGCUUAAACGCCGCUAUGUCUGUGGAAAUUUCCAUUUCCUGUGUAGUCAAGGGGUAUCACCACCAGUGUUUUCCAUUUCCAAGAAGAGGGGAGAAAAUGGUAACACAUUCAAAGAAAGCACAAUGGGUGACAUUUUAGUUUUCCAAUAAAAGCCAAUAAAAUCAAUGUAAAUUAAUGAAAAUCGAAAAUCACUCAAGACUGCGGCUUUGAUUUUUAUUGAUUUUCAAUAUCAAUCAAUUAAUUGCUAUUGAUUUUUAUUGACUAUUGUUGAUGUUAUUGAUUAUUGAUUUUGAUUUGAUGGUAGCGUCUGGUAUUUAUGUAUGCUUUUCAAGUUCAGCCAUCCUCAGAUUUUUAUCAAAUCAGGUACAAGGGGAUGUCAUUCACAGUUUUCCUUACUGCAAUGUGGGACUUGAAAUGUCAAGAUAUUUCCUUGUAACCUCUUACAUUACACACACCAUUCUACUAAAUUCCAUACAGGUAAACAAUGAACAUGAAUGGAGUGUUAAAAAAACGCAUGUAUUUAAUAAAUCACUCACUUUAUAAUUAUUACGAGAAAUAACCAAAGGCGAGGUAGAUGCAAGGUGUUUUAGGUUUCUUAUCAAAGGUCAAAACGCUCUGGCUCCAACGCUGGUGUUUGCAUACAGUUCACAUGAUAAUAGGUCAAAAUGCCUGUGAUCAGAAUAGCGUUUAGACAAAUGACGUCAUAAAUUUCGGUUCCCUGCUGUGACUCAGACAUUAAACCUGAUCCAUAUAAGAAUUUUGUAUGGGAAAGUCUUGUCCGCCUGCAAAUUUACGUCGUCUUUGAAGUUUUUUAUUCUCAAAAGAACUAAAUUCCAGUAUGGUUUUGAUAAUAUAUAUCUUGAAAAUAAUUAAGUUAUGUGUGCCAAGACUAUGUUAAACAUGGAAAUAACUGUACAGAUGAUACUCUGUUUUGUACCUAUGCUCAGAUAUGAAGGUGUCAAAAUUCACUUACAAGCAGUGACUUACAGUAUCAUAUUCUUUUCCUCAAAGGUCUUGGUAUGACUUUGAGCAAAUUUUUUCAAGAACCAGCAACCAUCAAUUACCCUUUUGAGAAAGGAGGUGAGUCGGGGGCGAAGUCUCCUCUCGUACGGGACUCCUCCAUGGGAAGACCUCUUCUCUCCACGUAA